Arctia plantaginis is the source of this 840-nucleotide messenger RNA. The record is from the annotation of a GenBank genome assembly. Lineage: Eukaryota; Metazoa; Arthropoda; Insecta; Lepidoptera; Erebidae.
AUGGGAGUCGAGGCAGAAGAGCUACCUGCCCCCAACCUAAACGAAAGAGUGGCCGACGCGGUUGCAGCCAUAAGAAGGGUAAGCAAGGUCUCUAAAGGACUUAGUGGCUGCAGCCAGAAAGCACUUAAGGAGGCCACGGCCUCUAUUCUGGAAAGUGCUCAGGUGCUUUUGACCCGCACCACAACAGAAGAGACGGCGCUGCUGCGGGCCCAGAACGCAAAGCUUUCAGCGCAAAUGGCGGAGCUCCGCAAGGAGCACGAGGAGCUCAAGGCGGAGAUGGCCAACUUCCGGCGCGAGCACCUCAGGCGGGAGGUGGGCCUUCCACACGCAGCGCCGCAACCGCAAUUGCAGUUGCCGUCACAGCCGUUGGAGCAGCAGUCGCCACAGGAGACGGAGUUGGCUCGCCUGAUCCGCCAGGAGAUGGCGAGUUUCAACGCGCGCUUCUCGGUGCUUGAGGGGAGGAUUCUACGCCCCCCCCUAGCUGUAGACCAACGCAGCACACCGGCGCCGACAUAUGCGAGCCAAGCCGCAGCGCCCCGUGCCGCCCAACCGGCACAAGCAGCUGCUGCCACACAAAAAAGGAGUGUUCGAACUGCCGCCUCGCAAAAGGAAACGGGGCCUAAAUCAAAUAGGCAGUUAAAAAAAGAGGCUAAACUGGCCAAAAAGGCAGGUGCUACGGCUGCUCCGCCUACACAAACUGCUAGACCAGUAACGGGCGAACCCGCCACUAGACCUGAGUCGGAGUGGACGGUUGCGGGAGCCGCCAAAAAAUCAAAAAAGGCGCGCCAGCGGGCCAAAAAGCAGGCCCAGAAGGAACAAGCGGCAGAACGCGAGGCUUAG